AUGUCUGCCCUCGAACAACAUACCAACGAGAAGGAGGCCCGCACGCCUCCUCACGUCGGCUCUCAAGACGGCUCCUCCAACGAGGACCUUGAGCGAUCGCCCAAGGGCUUCAAAAAGGACGGAGACGUUAGGGACGACCUUGUCGAGGUGAGCAGCACCGCCGAUUCCGACGAAGUGGCCGCUGCUGCACGCGUCAAGGAAGCCCAGGAAGGCGGCACUAUCAAGUACCGCACACUCUCUUGGCAGAAAGCUGCCAUUCUUCUAUUCACCGAGUACGUCUGCCUGGCUAUCCUGGCGUUCCCCUGGGCUUUCAGUUACCUUGGUAUGGCCGGCGGUCUUCUCGCUACUCUCGGUGUCGGCCUCGCGGCCCUCUACACCUCACUCAUUCUCUGGAGAUACUGCCUCAAGCACCCACACAUCCUCAACAUUUGCGACAUCGGAUACCAGAUCUUUGGCAAGAGCAAGAUCGCCUACGAGCUUACUGCACUCGCCCUCGUUCUCAACAAUGUCUUCAUCAUGGGUCUCCACACCCUGACCGGAUCAGAGAUCUUGAACACGCUUUCCAACCACGGUACCUGCACCGUCGUCUUCUCGAUCGUCAUUAUGCUUGUCAGCAUCCUGCUCACUCUCCCUCGAAAGCUGGAACAGCUUACUGGCUUGGGAAUCGUUUCGGCCAUCUCGAUGUUCAUCUCGAUCAUGCUCGUUUUGAUCUUCACCGGCAUCCAAGGACCCAAUCCUGCCGUCGAAGACUUCGACGCCCCUGUUUUCAUCACUGCUUUUGCGCCCAAAGGGACCACUUUCGUUUCGGGCUUCGGCGCCUUUUUGAAUAUCGUGUUUACAUGGAUAGGUCACAUUAUGUACCCCACCUUCAUUGCCGAAAUGAAGGACCCGCGCGAAUUCCCUAAGGCGCUGUACGCCGUAACAGUGGCCGAAUUCGUCCUCUUCAGCGUCACGGGCAUCGUUGGCUACCGUUACACUGGUCAGUACACCACCGCUCCUGCCGUGGGAACGCUCCGACCGGUCUUCAAGAAGAUCGCCUUCGCCUUUGUGCUCCCGACUACGAUUAUUAUCGGCGUCCUCUACGCGUCAGUCGUCGCCAAGUACCUCUUCAGCCGACUCACCAUGGGCACCAAGCACUACAACAACCACACCGUCCUCGGUUGGACCGUCUGGGUCGGCUGUGUCACCGUCACUUGGGUCCUCGGAUGGGUCAUUGGGGAAGCUGUGCCAUUCUUUGGCUCCCUGCUCUCCCUGAUGAGCGCUCUGUUCGACUGCUACUUCGGGUACAUCUUCUGGGCGUUCGCCUUCUUCGAGCUCAACAAGGGUCAGCUUUGGGUCGGCCAGCCCUGGCUGCGCAAGGUCGAGACGGCUUUCCAGUACGUCCUCAUCCUCGCAGGACUCUUCAUCUUGGGCCCAGGCCUCUACGCCUCCGUCCAGUCCAUCAUCGACAACUAUGCCACCGGAAGCAUCAAGGCCCCCUUCACCUGUGCUAACAACGCACUCUAA
Messenger RNA from Kalmanozyma brasiliensis GHG001, 1506 nucleotides. RefSeq names its product Amino acid transporter, transmembrane. Gene Ontology annotation, molecular function: amino acid transmembrane transporter activity. Gene Ontology annotation, cellular component: vacuolar membrane. Gene Ontology annotation, biological process: amino acid transmembrane transport. The coding region runs from base 1 to 1506 and encodes 501 amino acids. The transcript has 2 exons. Lineage: Eukaryota; Fungi; Basidiomycota; Ustilaginomycetes; Ustilaginales. The record is from RefSeq and is a predicted model, not a curated record.